Messenger RNA from Drosophila nasuta, 4245 nucleotides. RefSeq lists its product as uncharacterized. Gene Ontology annotation, molecular function: serine-type endopeptidase activity. Lineage: Eukaryota; Metazoa; Arthropoda; Insecta; Diptera; Drosophilidae. The transcript has 5 exons. Gene Ontology annotation, biological process: proteolysis. The record is from RefSeq and is a predicted model, not a curated record. Bases 142 to 3738 code for a protein of 1198 amino acids.
GACAACAAACGAAUCAGACAUAUUCAAUUGAGACUGAAAGUGACAGUGGUGCAGUGAAAGGAUAAAGCAAGCACUUACAUAAGGAUUACAACAAUACUGUGGAAUAUUUUAUUUAAUACAAAAGCCAAAACAAGCAUCACAAUGAGAUUGAGAAUUGGUUGGUUAUUAGUCUUGGCAGCCACUGCCGCAGUUGCUGCCGCCGAUUCCGACUCCAAUUGGGGUAAUGAGUGGGCGCCCAUGGAUGCAGAUUCGAUGCUGAGCCGUCGCUCAGUGGAUACUAAACCAGCUGAAGAGGUCCAGGGACGCAACUAUGCCGUGCAUGAGAGCACUCAGAGCAAUGCCACCGAGAUUGAUACCGUCAUUGACCAGCUGAUUAACUCCAGACGCGAGGGACGCAAUCUGGGUGAAUACGAUGCCGUCUACGCUGAUGGUAACAUUGAUCAGGCGCUGCAACAGGGCAACGAUCUGCAGGCACGCAAUCUGAUCCGCGAUAAGCUCUGCGGCUUGGGACUAAUGAGCUGCGAUGUGGAAGAGAAACGCCCCUUCUACUCGACCAUCUACGCUCAGGGACCUCCUCCCCCAUCGGCCUUUGGCGGUGGCCCCUAUGGUCCAGCCAAGCCCAUGCCACCCCCAAGCUACUUCAACGGUCGUCCACCCAUGAGCCCACCACCCAACUCCCUGAACUCUUUCGGUCCACCACGCAAGGUUGGCUAUGAAGGCUCCUACAAGCCAAUGAACAGUCUGUACAGACCUGGCGGUCAGUUUGGUGGCGCUUACAUGGAACACCCUCCACCAUCGGCCAUUGAUGGUUCCGACGGUAUUACCUACACCAAGCCUCCACCCGGUGCUCUGAUCUACGACAGCAAACCACCUGGCCCAAUUUACACUGGCGGCUCCAACGGUCCCAUCUUCAACGGUCCUCCCAACGGCGUGCCACCCUACAACUUUGAGAAUUCCGAUAAGCUAGGUGCCAGUUCUUCGCUCAACGGUUUCUACAGCCAGCAAUCUUCUUCGCAAUCAUCAGCUUCCACCGCUUCCAGCACUAAGGUCGUUGUUGGCGCUCCUCUCGAUGCCGGUCUGCAGCAACAUGUCCAUCAUCACUACCAUCAUGUGGAUGGCGGCGAUGCUCCCAAUGUUCCCAGCGUAACCGUUCCCAUUGGCGGCGGUCAAACCAUCAACACUGACUUCAGCGCCCUGGCUCAAUCCUCUGCGACUUAUACACCACAGGCUCAAGCAUCCUCCAACUCGGGAUCUAGCUUUAGCCAGUCGAAUGCAUUCAAUGCUGGUUUCAACGGUGCUUCCCAAGGCGGUCUGCUCUCUCAGGGUUACAAUCCUUCCCAGAAGCCCAACAGUGAGAUUUACAAGCCAAAUGGCGGACUUGGAAACUACGGCGGCAGCUCUAGCUUUUCGCAAUCGAACGGUUUCGGUCAAAAUGGAUUCAGCGGUUCCCCCAGUGGCAGCUAUCACAGCCAGAACCCUGACUACUACAAGAAGGAACUGCAAAGCGGCUCAAGCGGCAGCUACAAUGGUCUCUCCACUGGCUACGGAUCUCAGAGCUCCCAGGGUGGUCUUUACCAAGGCGCCGGUGGCUAUGACACUUCCCGUCAACAGAUCGUCGACUGCCAGUGCGUGCCCAUCUCACAGUGCCCCGCUGCUGAUCGCAUUGGACGCAAAGAGGAUCUGAUUCUGGCCAUCGACCCCAGAAAUCUGGGCAAGGACAUCGAAGCCCUGGGUGAUGAUGCUGCCAAGACCAAUGCCACUACCAAUGCUGCCACCGAAACCAAGGAAGAAGAGAAGAAGGACGAUGACAAGAAGCGUACUCGCCGCCAGGCCGAUGCUGAGAACAAGGAAGAAGACACCGGUGAUCUUUCAUUGGAUGCUCAAGGGCGUCAGUCGCCACUCGGACAAUCCCCGUUGGCACUGCCCGCCCUCCAAGCCAUUGAGCUGAUACAGCGCAAGAUUCUGCCCACAUAUGGCGUCAGCUUCGGUUUGCCCUACCCCUCGGCCGGGCGUCCUGGCGGUUAUCCAUCCAAUGCCCUGGGCGAUUAUUAUCCAGCACAGAAUCCAUACUUUGGUUCCUUAGGGCCAAAUGGUCUCAAUCUUGGCCUGGUUAAUGUCAAUCCACUUGUCUCGCUGCAAGUGAGCAAAACGGAUUAUGGCGAAAAAGUGGUCAAGCCACUGGUCAAUCUGCAUGUGACGCCCAAUGAGAAUAUCAUCCAGAAAGUGGGCGAUUUUUUCAAGAAGAAGCCCACCGAAGUGCACAACACGCAUUAUCACCAUCACGAUCACUUCAGCGGCUUUGAGCAUGAGCACUCUCCUCACUACCAUCACGAUCAUCAUUAUAGCGAGCCACAAGUUUACGAAAGCUUUGGACCAAAGCCCAUUAAUCACUACGAUGUGGAAAUGGUGCACAGUACGCCCAUCUUUGAGUACCACAGUGGUCCCUCAUUCCAACCGGCAGUUCAACAACAUUAUCAUCACUCUGAUCAUCAUGCUGAUCACCAUCACUUUGAGCACCACUCUGAGCAUCAUUCAGAGGGCUUUGAUCCCUCUUAUAACUCCAUAUAUCCCGGUUCAUCUCCCGGUGAUAUUGCACCCAGUGGAUUUGGUAGCUACGGAGAUUACUCACAACAUUAUGAGCGUAGUGUCAAUGUCAGUGAACCCGCAUGGUCGGCUCCAAGUCGUCGUGGCAAGCAACUGAACUUGGGGCAAUUGCAUAAUAUUCCUACGCCGGCUCCCGGUGCGGCAGAGGGCAGUGAUUAUGUCAGUUUUCCAAAUGAUCGUAGACGUCGCAGCGUGGAUAAUGAGAAUGAGUUUGAGUUGAAAGCGGAGCAGCGCGCUUACUAUGGCAACCGUCCUGUAGAGAAAACCUGCCGCAUUAACGAAGUUUGCUGCCGUCGCCCCCUGCGCCCUCAGGCUCCACCCCAACAGCUCGGACGUUGCGGUACAAGGAACGCUGCCGGUAUUACUGGUCGUAUCAAGAACCCCGUCUAUGUUGAUGGCGACAGUGAGUUCGGUGAAUACCCAUGGCACGUGGCUAUUCUGAAGAAGGACCCCAAGGAAUCGAUCUACGCCUGCGGUGGUACCCUCAUCGAUGCCCAGCACAUCAUCUCCGCUGCUCAUUGCAUCAAAUCUCAAAAUGGCUUCGAUCUGCGUGUGCGUUUGGGCGAAUGGGAUGUCAACCACGAUGUGGAAUUCUUCCCCUACAUUGAACGCGAUGUUGUCUCCGUGCACAUUCAUCCCGAGUAUUAUGCCGGUACCCUGGACAACGAUUUGGCCAUCCUGAAGCUCGACCAUCCCGUUGACUUCACCAAGAACCCACACAUCAGCCCCGCCUGUCUGCCCGAUCAGUACUCUGACUUCACUAACGCUCGCUGCUGGACCACCGGAUGGGGCAAGGAUGCUUUCGGCGAACACGGCAAAUACCAGAACAUCCUGAAGGAGGUUGAUGUGCCAAUUCUGUCUCACCACCAGUGCGAAGCCCAGCUGCGCAACACUCGUCUCGGCUACAGCUACAAACUUAAUCCCGGCUUCAUCUGUGCCGGUGGCGAGGAGGGCAAGGAUGCCUGCAAGGGUGAUGGCGGUGGUCCUUUGGUCUGCGAACGCAACGGCGUCUGGAACGUCGUGGGUGUUGUGUCCUGGGGUAUUGGCUGUGGUCAAGUGAAUGUGCCCGGCGUUUACGUCAAGGUUUCGGCCUACUUGCCCUGGAUUCAGCAAAUCACCCAGAGCUACAAAUGAUUAAUCGAAGUCAGCACAGAGGCAAGCACAGUCACUGCAUACCACGCAGUGGGUGCAGCCAUCGACCCCAAUGACGAUGACGAUGCCUCUGAUGAAUUUGUUUUUCACUUUUGAGCAGCCAUUUCCUUAUGUAACUGUCCCGUCACAAUGUCUAUUUUUAAUGUUUUUUAUUAUGUGUAUAUUUAUUCGAUCAUGUUUGUUAGCCCACUCGAAACACCAUCAACGCUGUUGUUACCAUCACGUACUCGUUACCUCUUUAGGCCUUCUUUCUUAUUACCUUGUUACCAUGUUAUUACGUUUAUUGUUAUGACCCACGCAGACUCUUUUGUCACAAAACUCAACAAAGUCACUCAUUAGAUAAGAGACUCACGACAGUCGAGUAGCAGCGAGUAAGGCCCGGAAAGUGCCUUGGCAAUCACUCUAACUAACUUGGGUAUUGCAGUCCAUUCAUGUUCCGAAAACAGAAACCGAAUCGUAAUGUGUAAAAUAGUUGUGUUUAUAUUAAUU